This is a messenger RNA of Lactuca sativa (garden lettuce), 2043 nucleotides long. RefSeq names its product plant intracellular Ras-group-related LRR protein 9. The record is from RefSeq and is a predicted model, not a curated record. Gene Ontology annotation, molecular function: protein binding. Gene Ontology annotation, cellular component: cytoplasm. NCBI's taxonomy places the organism in Eukaryota, Viridiplantae, Streptophyta, Magnoliopsida, Asterales, Asteraceae.
GCCAUGGUUGCAAAAAGUUAUCUUCAAAUUGAUGCAAUCAUGGUCAUAAUGCCGUUGUCAUCGGCCUUCGAUUAUUUGUUGGCUUCCUUCUUUCUCUGAUUCUCCCGUUCGGAUGAGACAUACGUGACGCACCGAUCAACAUAUAAUCAAUAACUAGAAGCUAGAUCGAUCAGGCCUGCGUCACGUUCAUUCAUCUCUCUGAAUCAUAUAUAUUUAUCUUUUGAAUUAGCUUAGCGUUAGCGCCAUGGAUCCGAAUCCAAGCCCAAGGAAGAUGCGAAUUCUUUCUUAUGUUAUGACAAAAAUUCCUAGUUUCAAACGCCGGCAAUUGCAGGAGCUUGAGAAUGAAAAACAAAUCCGGGCGUCUUAUUUACCGGAAACCUAUUCCGAACUCUCCGAACGUGAAUCCUACACCGAACUCGCCGAACGUGUGGCUCAACUUACGGACGAUGACAUCCUCGCCACCAUCCGUUCGGUCGUCGUCGAGGUCUCUCAGAUUCGGUCCGUCCUCAAAACUCUUGGCGAGCGUCCCGACCCCGAGGCUGUUGAUUCCGCUAGGGUGAAACUUCAUGAGAUGGAUUCGCCCUUCGCUCAGCAGUUGGACGAGAUCGCGAUGGCCGAAGGCGGCGUUGAGGAGGUGGAAUCGAGGAGGAAAGCGGUAAAGAGGGAGAAACAGAUGUUCAGGGCCCUGAUCUCGUUGGAUGAGAUGCAUGACAGCUAUGCCAAUUUGUUGAUUGUAGCCGAGAGGAGGCUUCAGAAGCUUUAUGAGACGGCUAAGGCGGCAGGAAAGUUAAACGUCCUUGACCGGAGGGCUUCUUCCAUGCUUCCGACCAUCGCCGAGGAGGUUAAGGAGGAGAUGGCUGAUAUUCUUCAGGAUGCGUUAAUUAACGGUGUCGAACGGAUUGAUUUGUCUCGUCGCCGGUUGCCCUUCAUCCCUGAAGCCUUCGGGAAGCUUCGUACAUUGGUUUCCCUUAACCUAUCCUCCAAUAAACUUAUGGCCAUUCCAGAUUCAGUUGCAGGACUCACGAAUCUCGAGGCACUUGAUGUUUCUGCUAAUCUAUUUGAAUCACUACCAGAUGCCAUCAGAUCGCUAAAGAAGUUGCAGAUCUUAAAUGUAUCGAGGAACAAGCUCACUUCAUUGCCCGAUGGACUUUGUAAAUGCAGAUCAUUGGUAGAAUUCGAUGCAAGUUUCAACAAGAUCUCGUAUCUCCCCGCCAACAUCGGGUAUGAACUGGUGAAUCUAAAAAAGCUUAUGAUGCCUUUGAACAAGUUGCGCACCCUUCCAACCUCCAUCGGCGAAAUGGUAUCUCUUCAGAUUCUAGAUGUACACUUCAACGAGCUCAAAGGUCUCCCAUCCUCCAUCGGAAAGUUAACAAAACUGGAGAUCAUUAACAUCGGUAGCAACUUCAACGACCUUACAUACCUCCCGGAUUCAAUCGGAAAUCUAACCAGCCUUAGGGAACUGGACGUCUGCAACAACCAAAUCAGCGAACUUCCAAUCACAUUCGCUCGUCUCGUGAAUCUAAACAGACUCGUAGUUGACCAUAAUCCGUUGAUGGAUCCUCCUCCGGAGGUGGUGGCGGAAGGUGUGGAAGCGGUGAUGGUGUAUAUGAGCAAGAAGUUGUACGAUAAGAUCGUGGAAGAAGAGAAACGAAUCAUGUUGGAACGGGAAGAACAGCUUCAGGCUGGGUGGUUCACGACGCUAUUUUUUGGGCCUGUCGCCGGUCCCGGCGCAACUUAUCCUUACCUCACUCAUCGACUAUGAUCAAAUGAUUCAAAAUCAUCAUGUUAUCCAACGACGUAGUUAACUUUUGCAUGACAUGGUGGUGUUCUUCAUUCCACCUUGUUAUAUUUACCUGUUUUAAUCCUCGCUCAGUUUGUAUGUUGAUGAUUCCGAGGCAUGUUUACCCAACCAAAAGCAAGAAUCUAAAUACAUGAAUGUAAGGUUUUCAAGGUAAGAUGGUGAUAUAUAUGUAACAUGCAAAAUUUUAUUCCAUGUAUUUAUGGAUGAUAUAUCGAAAUAAAAUGGUCUCGUGUCUUUUUUGA